Molecule: messenger RNA, 1706 nt
Organism: Coregonus clupeaformis (lake whitefish)
Lineage: Eukaryota; Metazoa; Chordata; Actinopteri; Salmoniformes; Salmonidae
Product: serine/threonine-protein phosphatase 2A regulatory subunit B'' subunit gamma
Exons: 12
Coding region: 107-1474 (455 amino acids)
Biological process (GO): microtubule cytoskeleton organization; T cell homeostasis; B cell homeostasis
Cellular component (GO): centrosome; spindle
Source: RefSeq, a predicted model, not a curated record
UUGCCAACCAAUCCCAAGCGAGCUAGCGAUUGUUUCGACAUUUCAGAGAAGCUCUGAAACAUUGAUUAGCUUGUUUUCAUGUUAUUAGGAGUAAACAGAAGUUAAAAUGUCAAACGAUACGGUAGUACAUUGGAAUGAGCUUUUGAAAAGAAGAUUGGCAUCCUCCAAGAAAGAUGAGAGGACUGAGGAGGAGAAGAAAGCAGAAGAGACAGAACUCUUCACUAAAUUCUACACAGAGUGGAGGGGAGGAGGCAACAGAGAGAACUACAGGAACAUUCCACGCUUCUACUACAGGCUGCCUGCAGAGGAUGAAGUUCUCCUGCAAAAGCUGCGAGAGGAGUCCAGAGCCGUCUUUCUGCAGAGGAAGAGCCGGGAGCUUCUGGACAAUGAGGAGUUACAGAACCUGUGGUUUCUGCUGGACAAACAUCAAGUGCCACCCAUGACAGGAGAGGAGGCGAUGAUAAGCUAUGACAGUUUUCUAAAGGUUGGAGAAAAAGCAGGAGUAAAGUGCAAGCAGUUCUUCACAGCCAGAGUAUAUGCCAAACUUCUCCACAGUGAUCCAUAUGGCAGGAUAUCAAUUAUGCAGUUCUUUAACUAUGUCAUGAGAAAAGUGUGGCUUCACCAGACAAGGAUAGGGCUGAGUCUCUAUGACGUGGCUGGACAGGGCUACCUCCGCGAGUCUGACUUGGAGAACUACAUUUUAGAGCUGAUCCCAACGCUCCCUCAGCUGGAUGGCCUGGAGAAGUCUUUCUAUUCCUUCUAUGUCUGCACUGCUGUCCGCAAGUUUUUCUUCUUCCUGGAUCCCCUACGGACUGGGAAGAUUAAGAUUCAAGACAUCUUGGCCUGCAGCUUUUUGGAUGAUCUGCUCGAGCUGAGAGAUGAGGAGCUUUCCAAGGAGAGCCAGGAAUCCAACUGGUUCUCUGCACCCUCUGCUCUUAGAGUUUAUGGUCAGUACCUGAAUCUUGAUAAGGACCACAACGGCAUGCUCAGUAAGGAGGAGCUGUCUCGCUACGGCACUGGCACUCUGACCAGCGUCUUUCUGGACCGCGUGUACCAGGAGUGCCUCACCUACGACGGAGAGAUGGACUAUAAGACAUACCUGGACUUUGUCCUGGCUCUGGAGAACAGGAAGGAGCCUGCAGCGCUGCAGUACAUCUUCAAGCUGCUGGACAUGGAGAACAAGGGCUACCUCAACGUCUUCGCUCUCAACUACUUCUUCAGGGCCAUUCAGGAGCAGAUGAAAAUCCAUGGCCAGGAGUCAGUAUCCUUCCAGGAUGUCAAGGAUGAGAUCUUUGACAUGGUGAAGCCAAAGGAUCCCUACAAGAUCACGUUGCAGGAUCUAGUGAACAGCAGCCAAGGAGACACAGUAACCAGCAUCCUCAUUGAUCUCAACGGAUUCUGGACUUAUGAAAACAGGGAAGUUCUGGUUGCUAACGACAACGACAGCAACACAGCUGACCUUGACGAUACAUGAAUCUUCAGUCAAACUGGGAAGGACUACUAGACUCAGCAAGAAGAGGAUAAAUGUUACGGUGAAGAUUCUACAACUGGAACUCAGUUGUUUAAAAAAAUAACUUGCCAAGACUUCUAAAUAUAACAGUUGUAUGACCUGUUUAAAUGUUUAUUAAUGUAGUGUACAUAGUAUAGAAAAUGAAAAUACUAUGUAUUUUACUCAAAAAAUUAUUAUAAAAAGCCUACAAAUCAAA